AUGUGGUUUGCCAUGGUCUGGAUCAUUGUUGGAGCUACUCUUCAGACGACUGCAUUCUCAAGGGCACAGCUGCUCGUGGCCCGCUUCAUCACCGGCAUCGGAACUGGUAUUGAGACGACCACCGUACCCGUAUACCAAUCCGAGUUGUGUGAGGCCAAGAAGCGCGGUAAGUAUGUCUGCAGUGAACCACUGUUUGUCGGCGUCGGUAUCGUGAUUGCAUACUGGUUCGACUACGGUAUGAGCUAUGUACCCGGUGCGAUCAACUGGCGGCUGCCGAUUGCAUGCCAGAUGAUCUUUGCGAUCAUGGUGAUUGGACUUGUAUUUGGUCUCCCAGAAAGUCCUCGCUGGCUCUAUCGCCACGGCCGGCCCGACGAAGCGCUGCAAGUUCUUUGCGAUGUCUACGAUAGGGCGCCCGACGACCCGAAGGUUGUGUCCGAAUCAUCGGGAAUACUGGAGGCGAUCGAACUGGAGACGCUGCAUGGCGAAUACAAGUGGUCCCAGAUUCUCAAACGGGAUGAGGUCCAGACAGGCAGGCGAGUGUUGCUGGCCUACGGCAUCCAAUUUAUGAAUCAGAUGGGAGGUAUCAACUUGGUCGUGUACUAUGUCACUUCGGUACUGCAGUAUAAUGUCGGUCUCGACCGGAGACUAAGUCUUCUACUUGGAGGCGUGAUCCAGGUCAUGUUUGUGAUCGGAUCCUUCUAUCCGACCUUCUUUUCCGAUCGAUUCGGCCGUCGAAACCCCAUGAUGUGGGGUUCGUUCGGCCUAUCCAUCUCUAUGAUGAUGAUCGCUAUUCUGCUUUCGUUCAAGGGAACAUCCGUUGAAAAGCCCACGGCUUCGGCUUCGGUCGCCUUUUUCUUCCUUUUCAUGCUCAUCUUCGGCGCUUCGGUCAACUGUAUCCCGUGGGUAUACGGUCCGGAGAUUCUCCCACUGCAUGUUCGCGCUAAGGGACAAGCAAUCGGCAUCUCGGCAAACUGGCUCUGGAACUUCUUUGUGGUGAUGAUCACCCCGACUCUGAUCGAGAAUCUCGCCUGGAAGGGAUAUCUGAUCUUCAUGUGUCUCAACAUGGUGUUUGUUCCGAUCGUUUACUUCUUCUACCCCGAGACUGCGAACCUGACCCUGGAGGAGAUCGACUUCCUCUUCACGGAUCGUGCAAGACAUCCCUCCUUGGGAUCACGUGCUGGAGAAGGGAUCAAAAUGGGUGAUGGGGCGGAUAAUGGGAGAAGUGUUAGUCCGGGUGAGACCAAGGGUCACGUUGAGGAGAAAGAGUGA
Molecule: messenger RNA, 1269 nt
Organism: Penicillium atrosanguineum
Lineage: Eukaryota; Fungi; Ascomycota; Eurotiomycetes; Eurotiales; Aspergillaceae
Product: sugar transporter-like protein
Exons: 8
Coding region: 1-1269 (422 amino acids)
Biological process (GO): transmembrane transport; carbohydrate transport
Cellular component (GO): membrane
Molecular function (GO): carbohydrate:proton symporter activity
Source: RefSeq, a predicted model, not a curated record